Molecule: messenger RNA, 648 nt
Organism: Gamsiella multidivaricata
Lineage: Eukaryota; Fungi; Mortierellomycota; Mortierellomycetes; Mortierellales; Mortierellaceae
Exons: 2
Coding region: 1-648 (215 amino acids)
Molecular function (GO): protein-folding chaperone binding
Source: RefSeq, a predicted model, not a curated record
AUGACAGUUCUUAGCAUAAAAUGGGGCCGUGAGAAAACAGCCUUCGAGUUCAAGGACCGUUCACUCGCCGAUAUCCCCCUGGGUGAGCUCCGUCAACGGUGUCACGACUGGUCAGGAGUCCCCCUCGGUGGAUUGACCCUGAUCUCUGCGGGCGCAACCAUGAAGGACGACAAGGCCCCGCUCUCCUGCUUCGGCAUCAAACCCAACGGCCAGAUCACCAUGAUGGGCACCCGUCCCACAAAAACAGACAUCCGCACGCUGACAACCAACGGCGAUCCAGAAGAGUAUGCCCUCAUUAUCAAGAUCCAGUCUUCUCUCCAAAAGACCCUCGACCUCGUCGCGCAACAUGUUCCCCGCUAUGAACAAGCCGUCCAGGACUACAUCCAAUCCAAUUCGGGCCCCGUUAAUCUUUCCCAAAUACCCCUUCUACCCGCUCGAAAAGGUCUCCAGGACGCCCAUGGUCUUCUUUCCGAGAACCUGCUCCAGUCUCUCCUGAUCUUUGAUGGCGUCGUCUGUAAACCGGACUUUGAGGUCGCCCGUGCAACUAGGAGAGAGGCCGUCAAGGAAACACAGCGGCUCUUGGAUGUUAUUGAUGAGAUGAAUGAGCGCGUCAAGGCCUGUGAUCGAGGCGCCCCUCAACAGCCAUAA